Messenger RNA from Pistacia vera, 885 nucleotides. RefSeq names its product probable WRKY transcription factor 75. Lineage: Eukaryota; Viridiplantae; Streptophyta; Magnoliopsida; Sapindales; Anacardiaceae. The transcript is spliced from 2 exons. Bases 191 to 739 code for a protein of 182 amino acids. Gene Ontology annotation, biological process: regulation of DNA-templated transcription. The record is from RefSeq and is a predicted model, not a curated record. Gene Ontology annotation, molecular function: sequence-specific DNA binding; DNA-binding transcription factor activity.
UAUACUAGUUCUAUCCUCCAUACAUUCAUAAUUCAUUCAUAUUUUUUCCGUGAUUCUGCCCCCACCAAGGAGCUCUCUCCUUUUAUUUAGAUUUUAAUUCAACCUAGGUUGGAAAAACAACAGUUCUUCUCUUCUUCUUCUUCUUCUUCUUCUUCUUCUUAUUCUUCUUCUUGUUCUUUACUGGCGUUAAAUGGAAAACUACCAGAUGUUCUUCCCUUGUUCCUCUACGGGGCAGUCAGCUUAUCCAUUAACGACGUCGCAUAUAACAAACUCUGACCAUGUUUUUAGUCAUGGAGAUAGCUCAUCAAGUGGGUUUUUGGGAUUGAAGCCAGAAAGUUUUGUCCCAAAAAGUACAACAAGUCAUGUUAAAGACCUUUCUCAGAUUAAUGGAGGGUUUCUAGUGUCUGAAAAUGAGGGAAAAUCAAGUAAAAAGAAAGGGGAAAAGAAGGUUAGAAAGCCCCGAUUCGCUUUUCAAACCAGGAGUCAUGUUGAUAUCCUUGAUGAUGGGUAUCGGUGGAGGAAAUAUGGUCAAAAAGCUGUGAAGAACAACAAAUUUCCCAGAAGCUACUAUCGUUGUACACAUCAAGGGUGCAAUGUAAAGAAGCAAGUUCAACGCCUAACCAAAGAUGAAGGUGUUGUGUUGACAACUUACGAAGGGAUGCACACUCAUACAAUUGAGAAACCUACUGACAAUUUUGAGCAUAUCUUGAGUCAAUUGCAAAUUUAUACUCCCUUUUGAAGCCUUCAUAAAUGUGAUAUUAUAUAUUGGUGAAUGAUACACCUUUAGAAUUCACUCCUUAGAUAUGUGGAAUUUAAUAAAUUUGUGUUUGUAAAAUAUAUGUUGGCUGAAGAUUUUACUUUACUUAAAAGUAAAGGUUAUAUCAA